CACCUACUCCCACAAUACCGAUUCCCUUAAACUCAAAUCCACCACACAUCAGAAAAGAAACACUGCAAUCAACCGCAUUAGAUCGCUACCAACACCUUUAAUCCUUUAAACACUCCUCUUGAAGCAAACCCUUCUUAAUACGCUACCGUUUUGAACAAACCGAAUCGCAAAAACGACGUCGCUUAAUAGCAAAAGGUUCAGAGAGAAAAAAAAAUGCUGUGUUUUCUUCUUCAAUUGAAAGUGAAGAAAUUCAAUUUCAAUAACAGAAAGUGUUGUUAAGGAAAAUAGAGAAGAAAUAGAGAGGGGUAAAAUUGGAAUUUGGAGAUGCAAACGGAAGCUAGGGUUGGUGUGACGGUGGACGGUGGUGUUCGGAAGUUAGUUAAACAACAACCACCGCCGCAACAGAUUGGAACUAUUUCUCAGCUUCUCGCCGGAGGAGUUGCCGGAGCUUUGAGUAAAACUUGUACUGCGCCACUUGCUAGACUCACAAUCCUUUUUCAGAUUCAAGGGAUGCAUUCUAAUGUUGCAACUUUGAGGAAAGCGAGUAUAUGGAAUGAGGCUUCAAGAAUAAUCCACGAAGAGGGGUUUAGGGCUUUUUGGAAAGGGAAUCUAGUUACAAUUGCUCACCGUUUACCUUACUCUUCUGUUAACUUUUAUUCCUACGAGCAUUACAAGAAGUUUCUGAGGACGAUUCCGCAACUGCAAAGUAAUAGAGAUAAUAUCAGUGCAGAUCUUUGUAUACAUUUUGUUGGUGGUGGGUUGGCAGGCAUAACUGCUGCUACGUCUACUUAUCCCUUGGAUCUUGUAAGAACGCGGCUUGCUGCACAGACGAAUUUUACGUACUAUAGAGGUAUUGGACAUGCUUUACAAACAAUUGUCAAGGAAGAGGGAUUACUCGGCCUUUAUAAGGGACUUGGAACCACCCUCUUGACUGUUGGGCCAAAUAUAGCAAUCAGCUUCUCCGUAUAUGAAAGCUUGAGAUCGUUUUGGAUGUCAAACAGAUCCGAUGAUUCAACUGUUGUUGUUAGUCUGGCUUGUGGCAGUCUUUCAGGCAUUGCAUCAUCAACAGCAACGUUUCCAUUGGAUCUUGUUAGACGGAGGAAGCAACUUGAGGGGGCUGGUGGGCGAGCCCGUGUAUACAAUACAGGUCUCUUUGGUACAUUCAAGCAUAUAUUCCGGUCGGAAGGUUUGCGUGGCCUUUACAGAGGAAUUUUGCCUGAAUACUAUAAGGUGGUGCCUGGUGUAGGCAUUUGUUUUAUGACCUAUGAGACACUGAAGAUGGUUUUAGCGGAGAUUACUACUGUAUGAUUACUCCCAUCAACUUUGGAGUCUGAUCUGCAAGAAGUGAAACGAUAAGGUUACUUAUUCAUGCAAAAAAGGGUCAAGACCGUUAAGUUAUAUUUAUCGAUUGAAGUUCUCAUUUCCUAGAUUCUCAUGGUUGGGCAACUUUGUAGUGCUACUGUGGGGAUCGCAUUUUUGCCUGUACAGACACUUGAACAACAUUUAAUAUUAGGCUGUUACUUAUGGGUCUUGACUCAGAAAAAAAUGAAAGGCUAAUGAAAUUACUAUAUAGCAAGGCUGCAACUGCAACUCAAUGCCUUAAGGAGACAGAUUUCACAAGUACAUUUGAAGGCAUCCAGUCCCGUUGCAGUGUUGUGCACCAUGUAAUCUUUUGAGAAGUGACCCAUUCUUCCUAUAGCAAUGAUAGUUACAUGAACACCUUUGCUUUUCUUUAUUUUUGUCACACUUUAGAAUAUUAAUUGUAGUCCAUUGUUUUCAUUUGGCCCGUAGUAAAAGUGAUAAAUUCAUUAUCAAGGACUCUGGAUUUGUUAUAGGGUCAUUCUGAACAUUAUUUAAAAAUGUUGUCAAUUUAUAGGGAAUAUUUCGCUGACAAAAUUCUUCAAAUAGGUCAAGUUAUUAUAACAUUUUA
Messenger RNA from Medicago truncatula (barrel medic), 1930 nucleotides. Its product is annotated as mitochondrial substrate carrier family protein B. Gene Ontology annotation, biological process: transmembrane transport. NCBI's taxonomy places the organism in Eukaryota, Viridiplantae, Streptophyta, Magnoliopsida, Fabales, Fabaceae. Bases 325 to 1308 code for a protein of 327 amino acids. The record is from RefSeq and is a predicted model, not a curated record. The transcript is spliced from 7 exons.